UGGAUUCUGACGUUUGUUGUUAAAUGCCGAAUAAAAGAAAACAGACAAAAUUCGCCGAUAAAUUUAUAAUAGUAUUUAAAAUAAAUUAUCAAACAUUUUACAUAAAUUGUGUAUAAUAAAUAGAACUAAGCCCCACAAAAUGAGUUUUCUACUUAAAGCAGCUACACAGUUCAACAACUCGUCAGUAAUCACCACCACAGGCCUUAGAUGUCUAACCGCGGGACUGAAUUUUAACUUUAACUCUACAAAUAAUCACCAACCACGACAACAAUUUAGAUAUAAAUCUCAAUAUACCACGAAUGCAAAGAAUAAUCCCAAAAAAACUAGCAAUGCCAUCUAUACAUUAUUUACUUUGGGUGGUAUUACAAUGGGCUAUUUUCUUUUCGAUAAUAUGGAGAAAUUGAAAAAGGCUGAAAUGAAAUCAAUAGAAGCUACAAAAAAACCAGUCAGUGUUAGCGACCAGCAGCAAGUCAAUAACGAUCAAGAGGAGGAGGAGGCUUUUAAAUUAUGGCAUUCGACAGAACGCAAAGAUUUGCCCACCUAUAAAUUGGAAGAGAUUAGCAAGCACAAUAGUUUGGAGAAGGGAGUCUGGGUAACAUAUGGCAUUGGCGUGUACGAUAUAACCAAGUUUAUACCCAAUCAUCCGGGUAGUGAUAAAAUUAUGUUGGGUGCCGGCAGUGCCAUAGAUCCAUUUUGGGCCAUUUAUCAGCAACAUAAUAAUAAGGAAAUCUUAAAAUUAUUAGAAACAUUUCGUAUAGGAAAUAUAAGUGCAGAAGAUGAAGUGAGCACCGAUGAUAUGGGUUCACCCUGGGCCAUGGAACCUAAAAGACAUCCCCUGUUAAAGCCUGCAUCUGAAAGACCUUUUAAUGCUGAACCUCCACUAUCGAUGUUAGCUGAUAACCUGUACACACCCAAUGAAUUCUUUUAUGUCAGAAAUCAUUUGCCAGUACCAGUAAUUGAUGCAGAAUCGUAUGAACUGGAAGUAGAAAUAACCACUCCCCAAGCAGGUGCUAAGGAGGAGCAGAAAACUUUAACAUUUAAAGACAUAAAAGCUUUACCAAAGCAUACCGUGACGGCAGCUAUAAUGUGUGGUGGUAACAGACGUUCGGAAAUGACCAAAUUUAAAAGUGUUAAGGGUCUCUCCUGGAGUGCGGGAGCUGUUGGUAAUGCCAAAUGGUCGGGAGCUCGUUUGCGUGAUGUUUUAUUAGCCAUGGGCGUAAAACCAAACGAAAAACUACAUGUUAUUUUUGAGGGUGCCGAUUUAGAUCCCACUGCUAAUCCCUAUGGAGCCUCUAUACCUUUAUCGAAAGCUUUGGAUGAAAGAGGCGAUGUCAUAUUAGCCUACGAAAUGAAUGGUAAGCCCUUAAAUCGUGAUCAUGGCUUUCCCAUACGUGCCAUCGUACCAGGCACUGUAGGCGCCCGCAAUGUUAAAUGGCUGACACGUAUAGAGGUGUCGGAGAAUGAGUCAAGUUCACAUUGGCAACAGAACGACUAUAAAGGUUUUAGCCCCAGCACCGAUUGGGAUACAGUGGACUUUACAAAAUCUCCCGCCAUACAAGCUAUGCCCGUAACAUCUGCUAUUUGUUCACCUGCUCAAGGUGAUAAGGUUAAAGUUUCGGAGGAUGGUUUUGUAGAAGUGCGUGGUUAUGCUUGGUCUGGCGGUGGUCGUCGUAUAGUACGUGUUGAUUUAACAGCCGAUAAGGGUAAUAGUUGGCAUGUGGCCACUUUGGAGCAAGAAGAUGAGCCCGAUGGUCGCCAUUAUGGUUGGUCUUUGUGGACAAUACGCAUUCCUGUUGAUCCCAAGCUAAAGGGUGAAGAAGUUGAGAUCUGGGCAAAGGCUGUUGAUUCAGCAUACAAUGUACAACCCGAACAAUUUGAAAAUAUUUGGAAUUUGCGUGGUGUACUGUCAAAUGCUUAUCACCGUGUUAAAAUUGUUCUUCAUUAAGAAUGAAAAUUUUGUAAUUCAGUUAAAGAAAUAAAAAUGAAAAUACAUAUUUUUCAUAUUUUGAUUACUUUAAAUAAAAUAUUGAGAUUAGUGAUACAGAUAAAGAAAUAAAAAUGAAAACGUGUUCCAAAUUUUGAUUAUUUUAAAAACUUGUAAUUUAAAUCUGUUAAUGAAUUAAGAACCAAAGAUGAAAUUAAAUAAUUUGUAAUUUUGAAUUUCAAACUAAAAUUAAAUAAAGAAAAUUUUGAAAAAAAAAUGUUUAAUAAAAAUAUUUUUUGGAAAAAAAAUGUACAACAAAUUUUUAAUUUUUUUAUAAAAUAAAUAUCUAAAUAUUUUGGAAAUAAAAAAAA
This is a messenger RNA of Calliphora vicina (urban bluebottle blowfly), 2295 nucleotides long. RefSeq names its product shopper (gene shop). The transcript is spliced from 3 exons. The record is from RefSeq and is a predicted model, not a curated record. Lineage: Eukaryota; Metazoa; Arthropoda; Insecta; Diptera; Calliphoridae. Bases 140 to 1945 code for a protein of 601 amino acids. Gene Ontology annotation, biological process: sulfur compound metabolic process. Gene Ontology annotation, cellular component: mitochondrion. Gene Ontology annotation, molecular function: molybdenum ion binding; molybdopterin cofactor binding; sulfite oxidase activity.